AUGCAGCUGUAUCUGGUGCUGAUCUCAUGCCUGGCCAGCUCCUCGCACUGCUGGCAGUUCGACGGCGGAGGUGGCCACCGGCGGCCAAGGAAUACCGGCCGGGGUGCACCGUCCUCGUCCUCGUCCGGAGGCAGGGGAUCCGCCGCCCUGUUGGGCUCACAGCAGCAGGACAUCCUCUACGCUUGUCCACUCAACUCCAUGUGCCAGUGCGCCGGCCUGCCCAACGAGACAAGCACCCUGAUUGAGAUUAAUUGCAACGAGGUGGCCCUGUACAAGUUUCCAGAGUUCAUGCACAGCAGUGUGCGCUACAUCGAGAUGUCCAACACACAUCUGCAAAGUGUCGACGAUGAGACCUUCCAGGGACUGCGUCUCAAGACACUGAAGCUAAUCGACAACGAACUGCAGGAUAUAUCCGAGCGGAGUUUCAGCACGAUGACCCACUCGCUCAUGACAUUGGAUAUAUCUGGCAACAAGAUGCAGCACUUGCCACUGGAUGCACUGCAGCGAUUGCAUUCCCUCUCGCGACUGGUGGCGCAACGCAAUCACAUAACCACCUUGGAUGGAAACUGGGAUGCCCAGCAUGAUACCCUUCGAUCCCUACAUUUAUCCGACAACGAUAUAACCGAAGUGGCGCCGGGUGGUGGGACAGUGGAAGUAAUUUCCCACAACGACAACAGCUCGCAGCCUUCCAGUUUGGCCGCUGUGCAGACCAGACUGGAAGCGAGUAAUUCAAUUUACCCACCAUCUCCGAGCUCUGGUGAUCGGUCGACGGGGGGUCGUCCCUUCGAGCAGUUGCAAAAACUACUUUGGCUGGAUUUGUCCAACAAUCGGAUCUACCAUGUGGCCGGAAACUAUCUGCCGCGUUCGCUGGUGACCAUGGAUCUGUCCAGUAAUCUGCUUACAGUUUUCCCCCAGCAGCUCUUCGAACAACUGCCGGAGUUGCGAAUCGUCAGUCUAAGGGAUAACCUUAUACGCAGUGUGCAGUGGAAAGAACUUCAGGUGAGGCCACUGCGAAUGCAUCUGGAACGCCUGGAUCUCGGCCAGAACUGCAUUGAAAGCCUGGAGUCCGACUAUUUCCAGCAGAACUAUUCCGAUGUUCAUUUGAGAGCUUUAAAUUUGGAGCAGAACUUUGUCACCCAGCUGCCAGAGGCGGUGUUCAAGGCCACGGGCAUAGCCCAUCUAGUACUGGCCUUCAAUGCGAUCAGCAGAGUGCAUCCAUCGGCCUUUGAGGGUCUCACUGACACCCUGGAGUAUCUGGAUCUGGAGAGAAACCGACUCACCACCGUGCCCGUGGCCUUAUCCUCCUUGCAUCACCUAAAAUACCUCUAUCUGACCUCCAAUCAGAUUAGUCAGCUGCACAAUCUGCCCUCGUUCACGGAAAAUCUACGCGUUCUCAGUCUGAGUGGCAACAAUUUCACCAUGAUCCCUGUUCUCGGCCUGAAAAACUACACACAGCUUUCCUACUUGAAUAUGGGUUACAACUCUAUAACGGACAUCCCCGAGGGAAUCUUUGCCGCGGAUUCCUGGGGCAGCAAUUUGCAGACAAUACUGCUGCGAAAUAAUAAGAUAACGCAUCUUCAUUUGGGAUCCUUUGCGGGACUAGACCAAAUUCAGGAGAUCAGCUUGAGCUUCAACGAUAUUACCAUACAUCAUCCGUUGGUUUUUGAGAAUGUUUCGAAAACCCUCAAGAUCCUGGAGCUCUCGUUCGCCGUCUUCCCGGCCAGAAGCCUGGAGAGCCUGGACCCCCUGGAUGCCCUCUUGCCACUUUCCCAGCUCAUUUGGCUGGGUCUGGACAACAACAAUUUGAAGCAGGUCUCGAAUGAGUCGUUCGCACAGAUGCGGGAAUUGAGCUACAUCAAUCUGAGCUUCAACCAGCUCAAGACACUGCCCCGCGGACUCUUUCAGUCCGAUGCUCAUAGUCAUUUGGUGGAAAUCGAUUUGUCGUACAAUGCCUUGGAGCGACUCGAAGCGCAAACGUUUCACAGCCUCGGGGAUUUGCAGACACUCAAUUUGCAAUCGAACCGCCUGCGGACCAUAGCUCGCCAUGCUUUUCACAACUUGGAGUUCCUACGCUACUUGGAUUUGUCGUAUAAUCGCCUGGUCAACAUCUCCCAUGGCGCCUUCACGGUGCUGCCCAAUCUGGCUGCCCUGGAUCUGAUGCACAAUCAGCUGUGCUCGCUGUCCCUAAAAUCCUUUCUUUAUGUUUCAAACACCACAACUCCGUUACGACUCAAUGUGAGCCACAAUCACAUAGCCAGUUUUUAUGACGAGCUGAGCAGCUACAUGUAUAUUUAUCAGCUGGACAUUAGUCACAACCAUGUGACCAAGUCGGAUAGCUUUACAAAUCUGGCGAACACGCUGCGGUUCCUUAACUUGGCCCACAAUCAGCUGGGUUCCCUACAGAGCCAUGCCUUUGGUGACCUGGAGUUCCUUGAGAUUCUUAAUGUGGCUCACAAUAAUCUCAGCUCGCUGAGGCGUCGCAGCUUUCAGGGCUUAAAUAGUUUGCAGGAACUGGAUCUAAGUCACAACCAGCUGGACCAGCUGCAGGUGGAGCAGUUCUCGAACCUAAGGAAGCUGCGAAUCCUGCGCAUCAACGCGAAUCGAUUAAGGGCUCUGCCACGAGAAGUGUUUAUGAACACGCGGCUGGAGUUUCUGGACAUUGCCGAGAAUCAGUUGAGCGUUUGGCCAGUUCCGGCAUUUACCGACAUCGGAUUCACUCUGCGUUCCAUCCAGAUGUCGCACAACAAUCUGGAGUACUUGGAUGCCUCGAUGUUCAUCAACUCGCAGUUCCUGUACGACAUCAGCUUGGCCCGCAACCGCAUCACCAUUCUGCCGGACAACACGUUCAGUUUUCUGAAUAAUCUGACCAACCUGGACCUGUCACAGAAUCCCCUGGUGACGACCAACCUGCGGGAGGUGUUUGUCCACACGCCGCGCCUAAGGAAACUGAGCCUCCACCACAUGGGUCUGUAUGUCCUGCCGCCGCUGAAGCUUCCCCUCCUCUCCUACCUCGACGUGAGUGGCAACUAUCUGCAAGAGCUGUCACCACUGGGUUCCCUGCGCCACCUGCGUCACGUCAAUGUCUCGCACAACAAACUCACGAAUGCGAGCUGUGCGGCGGAGCACCUGCCGCCAUCGGUUCGUGUAUUGGAUCUGGCCCACAAUCCGCUGCGCAGGAUAACGUUGCACGAUCUAGCCAGUUUGCGGCACCUGGCCGAGCUGAAUAUCCUGGACGUGAAGGUAACCAAUCCGCAGGCAUUUGCCAAGCUGCGUUCGCUGAGGAAGCUACAUGCCAGUUCGCAUGCCAAUCUGGGUGAGAUUGUGGCCAGGAUACCGGGUCUUCAGCAGCUGAGGGUGCACUGCCUGGAGCCAAAUAUUGGCCAACAGCUCUUCGCUAAACUGGCGAAUAACACGAAAAUCCGGCUCCUCGAGCUAUAUGGCAGCAAUGUCCAGACCAUUGCUCCGGAUGUCUUCAUCGGGCUGUCGCGAAGUCAACGAUUGCAGGUGAAGAUCUCGCACACCCGCAUCUCCGACCUGCCGCCGGGUAUUUUUUAUGCCCUGCGAGAGGUGCCGCACCUGUCCAUCGACAUUUCGCAUAAUCGUAUCAAUGCCCUGGCCGCCGACAGUUUUUACCCCAACAAGAGCUACUGGGAUGCCGUGGGAACUCGGAGCAUCAUGGGUGGACUCAUCACAUCGCACAAUCCGCUGGAAUGUGAGUGCGGCCUGGUGUGGUUCGGCCACUGGCUGCGCCGAUGGCUGAGGGAGUCAGCCCAGAUAAAGGUCAUCCAGAAGGAUGACCUCAAGCGCAUGGUUCAGAGAGCCCGUGCCAACACCUGCCACGAUCCAACCUCGGGUCGACACCUGCCCAUCCUGGAGAUCUUUCCCGAGGAUCUGCUCUGCCAGGCGAGCGCGUUGAGCAGCUCUGGCCAGCGAAUAUUCCUGUUAUCCUUCGCGAUGGCCCUUCUGAUACCCAUUGUGAUGACCACCAUGACCCUCUGAUGUUGGCUUUAGUUGCCGGCGCAGUAAGUUACUCACAGAUAGGAGGGGUUUGCGAUCCAACUCCGCAACUCCGCUGCUGUGGCCGAAAUGCUGAAGAUACUCAACUGAUCAUUGCCUGUAUGAUAUGUACAUAUAUAAAUA
This is a messenger RNA of Drosophila erecta, 4140 nucleotides long. Its product is annotated as chaoptin. The transcript has 5 exons. Lineage: Eukaryota; Metazoa; Arthropoda; Insecta; Diptera; Drosophilidae. The record is from RefSeq and is a predicted model, not a curated record. Bases 1 to 3999 code for a protein of 1332 amino acids. Gene Ontology annotation, molecular function: protein binding. Gene Ontology annotation, cellular component: extracellular matrix.